AUGGGUGACUUCAAUCAAAUCGAGUUUCUCAGUCAAAAUUCCGGAGGAUCUGAUCACAUACCAGGAAAAGAGCAAUUCCCGGUGUGGCGAAACCUGUUGAGACUCUCAGAAUUAUCCUUCCAUGGGCAACCUUUCACCUGGUGCAAUAAUCGCUUAGAAUCGGAUAGGAUAUACGAAAGAUUGGAUAGGGCAUACGCCUCUGAAGAUUGGAUUCAUAGACAUCCAGAAGCAACAUUGCUAAUCCUCCCGAUUCUAGUCUCAGAUCAUAGCCCAAUACUGUUAUACACUUCACCGAACAAGCUGCGGAGAAAGACACAAAUCAACCUAGAGGCAUGGUGCCUGGGGUUCGCAGAAGUAGCUACAACUGUCACUAAUCACUGGAACAAGCCCGUAAGCGGAUCCCCGAUGUAUCAGAGAGCGCAAAAAUGUCGUCACAUAAGGUAUGACCUGUUCAAAUGGUGCAAAAACUAUAAAAAGCAAAAUAAUAUCCAGUGGAGAACAGCUCUAAACCAGUGUGGAAAUGUCCAAGCCAAUAUACCAUUCAAUAACGGAGGAGAUAUUGAUGAAAAGCUCAAAAAGGAAAAUAUCGAGAAACUGGAACUUCAGCUGAAGUACUAG
Molecule: messenger RNA, 618 nt
Organism: Beta vulgaris subsp. vulgaris (sugar beet)
Lineage: Eukaryota; Viridiplantae; Streptophyta; Magnoliopsida; Caryophyllales; Amaranthaceae
Exons: 1
Coding region: 1-618 (205 amino acids)
Source: RefSeq, a predicted model, not a curated record